GGAUUGGCCACCUGGCGGCAAUCUGAAAAGACUAUAAAAAACCAGCCUGAGAGCUGUUACCUCACUGCUGUUUCCAUCUAUCAGCAGGCUGCAGGCAGGAAGAUUCCUUCUCUGCUCUCCUCCAAGGAAAAUGCAUUGAUCAGACAAAGGUCACAUUAGAGGUACAGUGACAAAGCCUUGCGCUGCGCCACCAUGCGGCAGAAGGCGGUAUCGCUCUUCUUGUGCUACCUGCUUCUCUACACCUGCGGCUGCGAGGAGACAGACCAAAGAAGACGCUCAGAGGACAGUGACUCCGGGCUCUGGGGCACGCUGACCUACAUGGCCGUCGGAGGAGGGCUCAUGGCCAUGGCACUGCCCGCGCUGGGCUUCGCGAGCACCGGCAUCGCCGCCAACUCGGUGGCCGCCUCGCUGAUGAGUUGGUCGGCCGUGGCGAACGGGGGCGGAGUGCCCGCCGGGGGGCUGGUGGCCACGCUGCAGAGCCUGGGGGCUGGUGGUGGCAGUGCCAUUAUGGCCAAGAUUGGGGCAUUUCUGGGUUAUGCUGUCCACAAGCAAAUGGAAAGCAGAGGGAAGGAGAGAGAGGAUGAGAAGUAGCCAGCAGCUCCCUGGAACUCCCUCCUUCCUCCUUGUCUUCCUUUUCCAGCUGCAGUCCAGAGCUUCCUCUGUCACACUUGGCAAUGACCUAGGUAAAAAAAAAAAAAAAAACAGAAUAAACGUCUCUCAGAAAACAC
This is a messenger RNA of Hippopotamus amphibius kiboko, 728 nucleotides long. RefSeq names its product interferon alpha inducible protein 6 (gene IFI6). Gene Ontology annotation, cellular component: mitochondrion; membrane. The transcript is spliced from 6 exons. Gene Ontology annotation, biological process: negative regulation of mitochondrial depolarization; apoptotic signaling pathway; negative regulation of extrinsic apoptotic signaling pathway in absence of ligand. The record is from RefSeq and is a predicted model, not a curated record. Bases 193 to 591 code for a protein of 132 amino acids. Lineage: Eukaryota; Metazoa; Chordata; Mammalia; Artiodactyla; Hippopotamidae.